This is a messenger RNA of Prunus mume (Japanese apricot), 1103 nucleotides long. RefSeq lists its product as uncharacterized. The record is from RefSeq and is a predicted model, not a curated record. Lineage: Eukaryota; Viridiplantae; Streptophyta; Magnoliopsida; Rosales; Rosaceae.
GAUGGCGUUUCGUCUACUUGGGCUGCACUGAAACUUGUGGUGUUGUUAAAGCGAUUCAAGCGGGGCAGCUGAAGAAACAACAAAACUGAGAGCGCAAAAAUGCUAGUGCUCGGCCAAGCUCCAAGCGGAGCCUUAUCGGCCAGACGCUGUUCUCUCUCGUCCCCUCCCAAAUUCAUAAACCCAAAUCCACCUCUCUUCUCUAACCGCAAACCCAGGUUCGCUUCCAAAACAAACCCUUCGAAAUCCCUCAAUAUCACGCUUGCGAAGGCCGAUGGAGGCAUCGAUUCGACUUCAGCCGCAACCAAACAGGCCUUUUCUAGCUCACCAGCUCCUCCGCCUCCUCCUUCUUUGGACAAUGAUCAACCAGUUUUCGUGGGUCAGGAGAACAUACCCUUGGAAGGUGUCAUUCAGUUCGAGAAGCCCAGUUCGUCUUCUCGUUUACGCAAAUGGGGUCGAGUGGCAUUGCUUGCUGGUGGGGAUGUUUUGGCUUUGCUUACGUUUGCUGCAAUUGGAAGAUUCAGUCAUGGGUUUUCUGUUUUUGAAUUUGAAACCCUGCGCACAGCUGACCCUUUUAUCGCCGGGUGGUUUUUGAGUGCUUAUUUCCUUGGAGGCUAUGGGAAGGAUGGACGUGGAGUCAAUGGUCAGUCAAAGGCUCUUACUGCUACAGCUAAGUCAUGGGCCCUGGGGAUUCCACUUGGGAUAAUCAUAAGGGCAUCAACAGCAGGCCACCUUCCACCAUACAAAUUUAUACUUGUAACAAUGGGGAGCACUGCUGUUUUACUUCUUGGAUGGAGAGCACUUUUGUAUAAAUUUCUUCCUGGAGAUAAGAGCAAGAAGAGUGAUGUAUAUCGGCGUGGCAGUCCAUUUGAAUUGUUUGAGUUGCUCACAUCAUUAGUACGAAGGUGGUGAUGAUGGCGGUUAAUUCAAUCUACUUGUACCAUACUGUUAUUACCAAUCCUGACAUCAGUUCAUUUCAGUUCUUCUCAUACUUAUAAGCCCUUUGGAUAGUUUCCUUUGACGUACAUUGUGAAACAUAAAGAGUGUAAGAUAAGAAACGAGAUUGAUUUAUGAAGAGAAUACUUGUUUGUUUGACGGACUUUCCA